GUUGAGAAACACUGGGUUAAUAGUUAACCAUUUUCUUCAUUUGCUCAACACUUUGAAGCAGAAACUAAUGACAGCGGCUGGUUUGCACAGUACUCUUGGCCAAAAUGCGGUUGGCUUCAUUGUAAAUCCUUGUGCUCUGCAAACAGAGAUGGGGAAUUAUUCUGCAGGCUGCAGCGUGCAUCUCCGUGGAAAAGGGUAAUACGUGCAUGCUAACCAGACCAUGAUUUACUAAAGUAACCCAGUUGCCCAGGAUCAAUUCACACUGAACAAUAAACUAACCCUACGGCUGGAUUCACACAACACCUAGACCACAAACCAGCCAACCCUAUUUUGGCCCAAUGUGUUCUGGAAUCUUAGAAGAUCCUUAGGGUGCUUGAUGCUAGAUGGGAAGAAAACGACAUAUUAACUAUACUUAUCAUGCCCAACCUGUGCCAACUGGAAAUGCUUGGAACCGAAUCAUUGUGCAUCUGGAUUUGGACUGUUUUUAUGCCCAGGUAGAAAUGAUCUACAAUCCUGAAUUAAGAAGCAAACCUUUAGGUGUGCAGCAGAAAUACCUGGUAGUCACCUGCAAUUACGAAGCCAGGAAGGUUGGUGUGAAAAAAUGCAUGGGUGUGGAAGAAGCAAAAGCAAAGUGUCCAGAUCUGGUGCUGGUUAAUGGAGAGGAUCUAACAAAAUACAGGGAAUUCUCUUACAGGGUUACAGCACUGUUAAAAACAUUUACUCCACUGGUAGAAAGGCUCGGAUUUGAUGAAAAUUUUGUGGACAUCACUGAAUUAGUAGAAAAGAGACUGAUAGAGUGGAAAAAAGCAGAUUUUUCUAAAAUCUCUGUUUGUGGUCAUGUAUUUAAUAAUCAGACUAUCAAUUUACACGACCCGAUGCACAUAAGGCUCGCUGUGGGAUCUCAGAUUGCAGAGGAGAUGAGAGAUGCCAUGUACAGCGAGCUAAGGCUCACGGGCUGUGCAGGAGUGGCCACCAAUAAAUUCCUCUCCAAGCUGGUCUCUGGGACCUUUAAACCAAAUCAGCAAACAAUUCUCCUGCCUGAGAGCCGUCAGAACCUGAUGGCCAGCCUUGACAACAUAAGGAAAAUACUGGGGAUUGGCUUUAAAACAGCAGAGCGCCUCUUAAAUCUUGGGCUCUGCACUGUGCAGGAUCUCCAGGUCUGUCCAGCUGAGAUCCUGGAAAAAGAACUGGGAGUUCCAGCUGCACAUCUCAUCCAGAAGCUCAGCCGGGGAGAAGACCACUCUCCAGUCGUCCCAUCAAGAGAUCCUCAGUCUCUCAGUGAUGAGGACACCUUUAGAAAGUGCUCUUCUGAAGCAGAAGUUAAAAAGAAAAUUGAAGAAUUGCUCACUAACCUUUUAGACAGGUUGUACAAGGAUGGCAGAAAGCCACAUACCAUCAGAUUAAUCAUCCGUCAGUUUUCUGAUACCAAUAAAUGGUUUAAUCGGGAGAGCCGUCAGUGUCCUAUUCCAUCUCACUUGGCCCAGAGGAUUGGAACAGAGGACACCAGUGUAAAGGCUCACCUCGUUUCCAUUCUUAUGAAACUGUUUCGAAAAAUGAUAAACGUUGAGGUUCCGUUUCAUCUAACCUUACUGAGCAUCCACUUUUCCAACCUUAAAGCCCCACCGGCUUCUUCUAAGGAGUCUAUUCAAUUUUACCUGACUCGGUCAUCACCUACUUCAAGCUGCAACAAAGUCAUUCAUACAGCUGAAGACAGAAAGGCAGAACACACAAGUAUGGAACAUCAAGAGGAGUUCAGUGAUGCUUUACCAGAAGAAAGCAGCACAAGAUGUGUGAAAUCUCAGCUACAAACCUCUUGUCUGCCAAAAGCAAGUGAUCUUGAAUGCCCAAGUCACCUGCUUCCUGCUGGAGUAGAUUACGAUGUGUUCAACCAGCUUCCAAGUGACAUUCAGGAGGAAAUAAUCUCUAGCCAAAAGAAGGACAGAGAUUCCACAGUGACUUUGUGGAGCCGUGGAGUAUCUGAAUCGAGGGAAGAAUUACCAUGCCAUGCAAAAGCCAAAGUAAACUAUGUUCCCCUGCAUUCUGGAGACCUCUCUCAAACUACUAGGGCUCUGGCAUUUCAUGGCAUGGCGCCCAUCAAUGAAGAACCACCACUAGAAAGGCAAAAUCCCCCUGGAGAAGACUCUUCCCAAAAAGAUUGGAGAGAAGGCUCAAAAGUGGUCCUUCCUCCUUCUGUUGAUCCAAAAACAUUUUCCGAGCUGCCUGCUGAGAUGCAGAAAGAACUGUUGGCAGAAUGGAAGAGCCAAAAAUCUGUUUCCAAAAUGCACGGCAGCAAAGUUGGGAUGCUCCAAGGCACGAAGAAAGGGCAGACUUCAUCUCCAGGGUCAAACAGUUUGCUACGCUAUUUCAAACCAAGAUGAUUCCCAUGUGUUUUUGGUGUAGAGACUAUGCUUGUAGAUGCAGUGCAGAUCUGGAGAUGGAGGCCUACCUUCAGCCAAACCAUAUGGUUACUUUCUAAGGUGUAACUGUUUAAGAAAGUAAAUGGAGAAAACAUUUUUUUAAUUUCAUCUAUAUAACAUACUCUCAGGUACUGUAUUUUCAAAGAAUACUUCUCCAGGAUAUCUUAAAGCCAUACUGGCUGGGAAUUUGGGGAACUAUCACCCCAGAUACAUCCAGAAGGUACCAGGUUGGGAAGGACAAGUUCAUAUGUGUACAGACUUGCAAAUGGAACAUAGAUAACCCACACACCAUUUUGAUAUUUAUGUACAUGGCAUGAAAAUGGUUACCCAUCUCUCUAAAAUCAAGCUCUCUCAACAUCUGGAGAGUAGGGAGAAGCAAGGGAAAGGAUGUUGAAAUAAAAAGUCCCAG
Molecule: messenger RNA, 2826 nt
Organism: Python bivittatus (Burmese python)
Lineage: Eukaryota; Metazoa; Chordata; Lepidosauria; Squamata; Pythonidae
Gene: POLI
Product: DNA polymerase iota
Biological process (GO): translesion synthesis
Molecular function (GO): damaged DNA binding; DNA-directed DNA polymerase activity
Source: RefSeq, a predicted model, not a curated record